AUGCCGGAAAUGCGGCAAAGUGGGCCACUUUGUACAGAAAUCGUCUGUGGGAAGUGCAAAGAAAUUGGUCAUUCCUUUGAAGAAUGUGUCAAUGGCAGAAAGUGCAAUCUUUGUGGUGAGCAUAACCAUUUCUACAGAGAUUGUCCUAAGUCUUUUGCCAACAAGCUGAAGGCCAACAAAAUGGCUGCUCAGCAUGAGGCUCCUGAGGUGGAGAAGGAGGCAGUCCCUGAGGUUUUGGCGGGAAAUUCAAACUCCCAGUCAAUCUCAGGGACUGGCCAGGAGCCGGAGGGCGGGAACAAAGAGGCGGAGCCAGUGGAACAGGGAGGAAGGGAGGCUACACCCUCCGUGCAGCUGGAAAAAGUGAAUAUGGAGGACAGGUUAUCCUUUUCGGAUGAAUCUCUGGAGACAGUGCCGGAGAGAAGAAGCAGAGGGCACCUACCCUCCCUUUGGAGCGGUUCGAAUUUUAACAGGUCAGACGGGGUGGCUAUUUUAAUUAAAAACCCACACAUUUUGGUGAAGGGCAGCACGGUGGUGAGAGCUGGGCGGGCGCUCAUAGCAAAUUUGACCUUUUUAGGCAGUGAUUUUAAUGUACUCAAUAUUUAUGGUUUUACAGAUAAAAACAGUAGGUACGAGCUUUUAGAGGACCUGCAGCCCCACAUGCUAGGUAGGAUUCCCCUAGUUCUUGCAGGGGAUUUUAACUGUAUUUUAAGUAAGUCAGAUAGGAAAACAGCGAGUGUAGAUUUUAAAGUAGACAAAACAUCGGUUUUAUUGCAGGGUUUGGUUAGAGAUUUUAGAUUAGUCGACGCUUUUAAAUCGGUGCAUCCCAGAGAGGAGGGCUUCACCUGGUUUAGUGGUGAUGGCACCAGAGCCUCUCGAAUCGACUAUGUUUUUAUACGUGACUGCCUGCCGACCGAUGCUACAUUAACUCCGCUUUUCUUUUCUGAUCACGCUAUGCUGUCUUGCACCUUUUCGCUAUCCACUGGAGUGACUAUAGGGGGAGGGCUGUGGAAGCUGAACUGCUCUCUGUUGCAGGAUGAGGAUAUUGUCCAGGAAUACAGUGAGCGGUACAGCCAAUGGCAGACCCUCCAGGACUGUUAUGACUCACGUGCACGGUGGUGGGACAUGGUAAAAGAAAGGACUGGACAGUAUUUUAGGAGGGUAGGAAAGGAAAAAAAGAAUAAGGAAAAGAGAUACAUGAUGGGGCUGCAAAGACGCUUACAGAGGUAUUUUAAUCUUUUAAAUGAUGGGAUGGAUUUUAGUGAAGAAAUAAAAGAGGUCAAGAAGGAAAUGUCAGUUUUAUCCGAGGUAAAAGCAAAAGGAGUGAUGUUAAGAAGCAAAGAAAAAGACAUAAAGGAAGGAGAAAAAUGUACCCGGUACUUUUUUAAGAAAAUAAUAAGUGGAAAAGCUAUUACAAAAUUAAAAGAACAAGGAAAACAAGAAGACACAACAACAGGAAUUUUAAGAGUGGUGGAGGACUUUUAUAGAAAUCUAUAGAAGUCUGCGGUCCUGUACGCAGGGGCGUGGGCUGGAAGA
Tachysurus fulvidraco (yellow catfish) is the source of this 1533-nucleotide messenger RNA. RefSeq lists its product as uncharacterized. Gene Ontology annotation, molecular function: catalytic activity; zinc ion binding; nucleic acid binding. Lineage: Eukaryota; Metazoa; Chordata; Actinopteri; Siluriformes; Bagridae. The record is from RefSeq and is a predicted model, not a curated record. The coding region runs from base 1 to 1494 and encodes 497 amino acids. The transcript has 2 exons.